GUCGCAUCACGCCAUCGGAAUCUCCGCCAGCUGCGCAGACUCAGCAGCCCUCGCAUCGUCACGUCAGGGUUUUCCGUCGAACUGCGCGGAUUUAGUCGACUUAUUUAUUUAAUAAGUCGUUAUAUAAUACGCAUAGACUGAAGACACACACAGGCACACGGUGAUCGUCCUCAACCUACCAGCGCACCCAAUGCACCUGUCCUGCUGACAGACUUGAAGCGACAGCGCUGACCUGGAUAACCGCUGAGCCUGUGUCCCAACACUGAGGCAGGCCUCUCCGAGCAGACGGACUCACAGAUACACCAGUGGACAGACAACUGUGUGAGCAUCUCUUCAGCAGCCUGCGGCUCGAGGAGUUACAGCAGCAGCAACAUCCAACACUGCAUCCUCCCUCACCCUGCUCAUCUUUUGUCACUUCUAACAUGGCCGACCCCAGCCUCACGUCGCCCUCUAGGACCCAGCUCCGCUCCCCCAACACUUCUCUCACCCUCUCCUUCCCUUUCCUGAGGGAGGGGAGCCGGGUAUGGGAGGAAGGGAGAGAGCAGCCGCUGCCUCGGGAUCUGCCCAGCCCGCUGCCCACCAAACGCACCCGCACCUACUCAGCUACGGUACGGGCUCACUCAGGUCCGGUGUAUAAGGGUGUGUGUAAGAACUUCUCCAGGUCACAAGGUCAUGGCUUCCUCCGACCCUCCCAUGGUGGCGAAGACAUCUUUGUUCACAUCUCAGACAUUGAGGGGGAGUAUGUCCCAGUAGAGGGUGACGAGGUCACGUACAAAGUGUGCAGAGUCCCGCCCAAGAACCUGAAGGUGCAGGCUGUGGAGGUAAAGAUCAUACAUCUCAACCCAGGGACCAAACACGAGACCUGGUCCGGCCAGAUCAUCAGCUCGUAGACCUGAACUCCUGGGGGCCUGGUGGGUGGUGCAGGGUGGGGCCGGGUGGGGGACGAUGGACCUGUCGUGGGACUGAUAACUUACGUUCUGUGCUCAAAUCUUUUCUUUGAAAACAUGUUUUACCUACACAGCAAGGUGUCCAGAGCUAAUGAUAAUUCAGAUGUAGUUCAAACCUGUUUAAUACACUGCUGAAUUUGCUGUGUAUGUAAAACUGAGCAUUUAUUCACUGUUUGGAAAACGGCACAUUUUAUUUGUUUAAGUUUUGUCAUGACAGCAGUAAUAAAAUUAAGAUUUGAGAUGUGAGGGUAAAGUGGCCAGAGGAGGGUCAGACUUCUGAACUGAAAAUAGCUUAUUGGCCUCAAUUUUCCAUGUAAAGUAUGAAACACUGGGAAAACUGUUAAAAUAACUGUAGCGCAGAUCUGCAAACUGAGGCAUGACAGCUGUGUGAAAGGAAGAGAGCAAUAUGAGACAAAAGGCUGAAUUCAGUUUUACUUCCCUUCUUCGCAGCUGUUAUGCACUUGUUUACUUCACCAAAGUUUCCAAGAUCACAUGUUGGGUUCAACUGUAGGUCAGAUGACUUGUUAUCACAACCUUAAACUGUUUUACAUCAAGUGCAGACUUUGGAAAGAUGAGAAGAACUUUGAAUUCAAGAAUAGAGAUAAUGGACGUAAAAGCAAGUAGUUUAGGAUAUUGAAGUUGGUCAGAUUUUAAUGAUUGUUUUGAUAAGAAAGAAAGUGAAAAUGGCAGGUUCUUGAACACACAAUAUGUAAUUUUUCAAUUAGUUUCAAUAUGGUCCAACUGUGGCCUGUAACUCCUGCAGCCAGAUUCUCCUGGUUAGGAUUGCUUCAGUACUCAGUGUUCAAAAAGUUUUAACAGGGAGCUAUUUAAAACUGGGAAAACACUGAAUAAAGCAGUUUAAUGUUAAAGAUAUGCAUUUCUGUUAUGCUGUUUGGCAGGCAUAGGAUGUCCCUGAGGGGAUCUGAGCCACCGCUUAUGUUUGCUAAGCUUGUUUUCCUGAUAACUUAAAAUCCAGAUGUUCUGGAGGUUUUUACUAGAAGCUGAAUUGGUCUCCUCCUUCCCAAAAACAAACAGACCUGGUGAGUAAAACCAGAAAAAAACACGGAAGAAAGCAAUUUCAUGUGACAAAUUUGUGUUUCUCCAACGAAUACUGAUGAUAAUUUCAGAUCCAGACAUCCAAUGACUAAAACAUUGGAAACAACAAAUAUCUAAAAGUGUUUUGUAAAAAUGUGGCUUAAAACUGGAUAAAAAAAACAAAAAAUUUAUGACAGCUUCUGGCAGACAUCCACAACACCAAUGCAUGAGCAAUGACGUUAUUGACAGGCGACCAAAUGAAAUGGACUAUUACCUUGAUUAAAAUUAAAACAUUUUCUGGUUUGAGGAUUGUUAAAAAUAUUUAAGAUAAUAGAAGCACAUGACUUAGCAAAAUAUAUAACAUAAGUCUAGCCAUUUUUAGAGAAUUUGAUUCAGAAAAGUUACAUAUUAUACCUUUAAACAUGACCUGAGAGGACAAAAAAGGGGAAGUUUUAUUUUUAAAUGGAAAGGGGAAUGUGCUGAAGUCAGAGAAAUGUUAAAGUUAGGAAUACAGUUUGUCAGCAUGAAGGGAGACCUGGACUAAAGCAGACAGAUCACAAAAAAAAGCAUGGAAAUUUUAAAUAAUAUGAAAAAAAGAAAAAAAAUACUGUGAAUGGAAAGUGAUUGCAAGUAUUUUCCUGGAAAAAGCAUAUCCUUCUUUGUAUUGUCUUGUUUGUGGUUAUUUAUUUUAAUUAUUUAUUUUACGAUUUGUUCAGAUUUGUACGGAAGAAUAAUGCAGUCAUGUGAGAAAAUCUUUUUUCCCUGUUUUUCUAAAUUAAUGAGAUAAUUAUCUUAUCAAUAAAAAAAAACAAAAAAACAGGGUAAAUAUUUAUUUCUCAAAUGGUGCUUCCGUAGAUUUGUGUAUCCUCAGAUAACGAGCUCUAUAUUUUGGGUAAUACAGUCAAAAGUUGCACUUAAAAAAAUUUGAACUUCCACUAUGAAAACUGCCAGAAAAAAACUGCUCCAGACGUCACUGUCAGGUUUUUCUCAAUUUGUUGUUUUGUUUAAAAAGUCUGGAGCCAGAUAAACAAAACUAUUUGUAAAUCUCUUUUUCUAUUAUCAGAAAAACAACAUGUAUCUGUGUGUGAUUUAUUAAGCGUACUCAGUGUGAUGGUGAACUACAUGACCUCAUAGUUGGUGCCAAAAGAGAUCAUUGUCACAUAAACGUUGUUUGUAGUUAUUGAGGUUCAGUUCUGUACUGACCUGUAUGUCAUUUUCUAUUAUA
This is a messenger RNA of Centropristis striata (black sea bass), 3207 nucleotides long. RefSeq names its product cold shock domain containing C2, RNA binding b (gene csdc2b). Gene Ontology annotation, cellular component: cytoplasm. Bases 423 to 890 code for a protein of 155 amino acids. The record is from RefSeq and is a predicted model, not a curated record. The transcript is spliced from 4 exons. Lineage: Eukaryota; Metazoa; Chordata; Actinopteri; Perciformes; Serranidae. Gene Ontology annotation, biological process: regulation of mRNA stability. Gene Ontology annotation, molecular function: mRNA 3'-UTR binding.